Messenger RNA from Emericellopsis cladophorae, 336 nucleotides. RefSeq lists its product as uncharacterized. The coding region runs from base 1 to 336 and encodes 111 amino acids. Lineage: Eukaryota; Fungi; Ascomycota; Sordariomycetes; Hypocreales; Bionectriaceae. The record is from RefSeq and is a predicted model, not a curated record. The transcript has a single exon.
AUGGCAGGGGCCGGCAGUGUCACCCAGCCGCAGAGUGUUUCGUCUUUCGCUCAGGAGGCGGCUCACGUCUACCAGGAGUUGGAAGUAUUCCAAGCGCGGGCAAAGCAGUGCAUGGAGCUGGCCGCAGCACACGACGACGACCCGCCGCCUUCUGCCGUGGGCCCCAUGGAGGUCUUCCGAUCGCUUGCCGCAUCCGCUCCCAGUGGCGAGGUGACGCAGCGCAUUGCCGGCGUUCUUCAGCUUUUGGAAGACAUUGAGGGCCGAGAUGCGGAUCACUUUGCCAAGUAUGUGGCUUUGAUUGGGGACACGAUUGAGCAGCUUUUUGCGUUGUGUUAG